AGUACAUCAGGAUUCAGGCACAACUGAUGAUAGUGAUUGUUGUGACAUCAAAGCGCGCUGCCCUGCAUCGCCGUUAAUGCAUCCUAUCCUUCGCAAUGCUUCAUGGCCACUAUCAAGCAGAUUGAUGGGCGCACCAUCCAUCAGAUCCAGUCUGGUCAGGUCAUCGUCGACCUCUGUUCCGUCGUCAAGGAGCUCGUGGAAAACAGCAUAGACGCAGGUGCUAACAACAUUGACGUCCGCUUCAAGAAUCAAGGACUCGACUUGAUCGAGGUGCAAGAUAAUGGUGGUGGAAUUGCGCCAGCAAAUUAUGAGUCUGUCGCUUUGAAGCAUCACACCUCAAAGCUGUCAACGUAUGCCGACAUAGGGUCGCUAGACACUUUUGGCUUCCGUGGUGAAGCCCUCGCCUCGCUAUGCGCUCUCUCCACAAUGACGGUCACCACUUGCUUGCCAGAGGAUGCUCCCAAGGCUACUAAGCUCAGCUUUGAGCCUUCUGGCAAGUUAAAGGGGACGAAUGUGGUGGCUGCGCAAAAGGGGACAACUGUGUCCGUGGAGAAGCUGUUCCACAACCUCCCUGUGCGCAGGAAAGAGCUUGAGAGGAACAUCAAGCGGGAGUGGAACAAGGUCAUUGCCCUGCUCAAUCAGUACGCUUGCAUUCAAACGAAUCUCAAGUUCUCGGUGUCGCAGCAGCCUACCAAGGGCAAGCGGAUCGUCCUGUUUUCAACCAAGGGCAAUGCCACGACAAAGGACAACAUUAUCAACAUAUUUGGCGCCAAGACCAUGACGGGCCUCGUGCCCCUGGAUUUGACGCUCGAAAUGCAGCCGUCGUCUGUCAGCUCUGUGCUCCAACCCACGGUCGACACUGGAUCAGUCUCCACCCAAGUCCGGAUUGUUGGGCAUGUGUCUCGACCAGCCCAGGGCGAAGGUCGUCAGACACCCGAUCGUCAAAUGUUCUUCAUCAAUGGACGGCCAUGCGGCUUGCCUCAAUUUGCCAAGACUUUCAACGAGGUCUACAAGUCAUACAACUCGACGCAGUCUCCAUUCAUCAUGGCCGACAUUCAAUUGGACACCCACAUGUAUGAUGUGAAUGUGAGUCCGGACAAGCGCACGAUUCUCCUCCAUGAACAGAAUCAGCUUCUCGACUCACUACGCUCUGCAUUGAACGACCUAUUCGACUCUCAAGACUACUCGGUACCAACUUCUCAGCUUGCUAGGACAAAGCAGAGUCCCUUUGGUCAGCGGGAUUCUGCAACGCCCGCCCGAACCCAGACCUGGCGCGGUCAAGAUGUCACACCUGCGCCGGCGCCGGCGCCAGUUGACUCUGACUCUGAUUCGGAGUCGGCAGAAGCACCCCGUAGCAGUGCGUCUAGGGCACAUUUGUUAAGGAGCAGCCACUCGCGAACUCCCUCCGUCAAGGCUAGUGCCAACAGAGCCGACAACCUGAUCGACCGCUGGAUUCAACGGCGUGAUACUACGGAAGACUCUGACGGAGCGCGUACGCAGGAUGCUACGCCACCCCUUCCAGACAGACAGGAGCCUGUUUCGACAAGUACCAAAGAGAUUGAUGUCGAAGAGAGAUCAGUGUCUGACGAAGAGGAUGUUCCCGAGGACGAGGACGCAACCAUGGCUGAAACCGAACCACGAAAUCCUCACGUCCACCAGUACAGCAACGAACCAGAGCUCUUCGUCCCAGAGGCGCCAGUGCCUCCGGAUGUCGGUCCUCCACAAAUGCCCAUUCCCAAGGUGCAGCAUGUGAGGCAGGAAAUCCCCAAAUCAAGCCCGCUAGCGCAUCGAAGUCCUAGCAAACCAGCCUCAGAGCCUAUCAGCAUCACAAUCGGCGAUCCAGAGGUCCCAUCCAGUUCGCACAAGCGUCGUAGGGUCUUGUAUGACGCGCAUGUCGACGGGACGGAAGAUAUCGAAGAAGGAUCGUCGUCCGACGAGGAGUUGCCGACCAAACCAUCAUUCGGUGGCAUUCUAAGUCAAAAGUUCACAGCAGGUCUCAGGGGUCGCUCUGAGGACUCGGGGGUCAACGACCGGCAAGCUACUGUCACGGUACAACUUCCUAUAGAUGCGCCAGACCCUAAAGCGGCGGAGGAAGAUAAGGAAAACGUCAGGACCACCCAUCGUCAAGCCAGCUCACAAGCAGAGUCGAGUGUUGCAUCCGUGUCGUCUCACCACUCUGACGACAGACCAGAAGAAGACUCUGUCAUCGAAGCCGGCGAGCAGAAUCAUGCAACAAGUACCAGAGCCGCGGACGCUGAAGACGGCGAGGACGCGGCUGCUUUCGCCAAGACCAGGGGCAACUCUCUUCAAGCGAGCUCACGCCGUAAAGACGCAACCCUGCAGACCAUCCAGAAUAUCACGACCGGCGAGAGGGCGAUUCAGUCCAUGAUGACAACAUGGACCACCUCACUGCGCCACACGACUUCGUCUCAAGCGGCGUCAACGAAUGAAAUGGAGGACAUCACCUCGGCAGACGCCGAGUCCAAGCUGUCCCUCAUCAUCCAGAAAUCCGACUUUGGCGCGAUGCGCAUCAUUGGGCAGUUCAACAUGGGCUUCAUCAUCGCUAUCCGCCCGGGCGACCCCCAGUCCAACCAGCCCAGCGCAGACGAGCUCUUCAUCAUCGACCAGCACGCCUCGGACGAAAAGUACAACUUUGAGCGGCUGCAGGAUAUCACCAUCGUCCAGUCCCAGCGCCUGGUGCAUCCGAAGCGCCUCGAGCUCACGGCGCUUGAGGAGGAGAUCGUCAUGCAGAAUCCCGAGGCCAUCGAGGCGAACGGAUUCAAGGUUAGUAUCGACACGAGCGGUGACACCCCUGUCGGGUCCCGCUGCCAACUCAUGGCCCUGCCACUCAGUCGCGAGACAACCUUUAACGUGUCGGACUUGGAAGAGCUCAUUGCGCUGUUGGGCGAGGAAUCUUCCGAGUCGAAGCAUAUCCCUCGGCCGGCCAAGGUCAGAAAGAUGUUUGCUAUGCGCGCGUGUCGGAGUAGUAUCAUGAUCGGCAAGGCUCUGACGCGGAGCCAGAUGAGCAACGUUGUAGGUCACAUGGGCGAACUUGACAAACCCUGGAACUGCCCUCACGGUCGACCAACCAUGCGCCACUUGUGUAGGAUGCAAAUGUGGGACGAGAAGAGUUGGGAUCACGAUGCGCAGGCGUGUUCUUCUUUAGCUUCAUGGGCAGCAGCAUGACACCCUGCCUCAUGUUUGGAUUAAUGUG
This is a messenger RNA of Emericellopsis atlantica, 3214 nucleotides long. RefSeq lists its product as uncharacterized. The record is from RefSeq and is a predicted model, not a curated record. Gene Ontology annotation, biological process: mismatch repair. Bases 103 to 3186 code for a protein of 1027 amino acids. The transcript is spliced from 3 exons. Gene Ontology annotation, molecular function: ATP hydrolysis activity; mismatched DNA binding; ATP-dependent DNA damage sensor activity. Gene Ontology annotation, cellular component: MutLalpha complex. NCBI's taxonomy places the organism in Eukaryota, Fungi, Ascomycota, Sordariomycetes, Hypocreales, Bionectriaceae.